Molecule: messenger RNA, 2005 nt
Organism: Drosophila obscura
Lineage: Eukaryota; Metazoa; Arthropoda; Insecta; Diptera; Drosophilidae
Product: protein mab-21-like
Exons: 3
Coding region: 271-1377 (368 amino acids)
Source: RefSeq, a predicted model, not a curated record
CAGCACCAGCACCAGCACCGCCGCCACACGAUCCUGAUCAGCAGUUCCAGCAGCCAUAGCUACAGCAACUCCAAACUCCAAACUCCCGGCCUGCCUCUCUCUCUGCUCCCGAAUUUCGCAUAAUUGGCCAAAAGUCACUUGCCGACCGUUUCCUUCGUUGCUUUGUAGUUAGCCGCCAGACGGAGCGUCGCCAGAGCCAGGUCAGAGAUACAACUGCCCCCCCACCGCUGCAAGGCAGAGACGAGGCAGGCAGACAGGCAGCUCCCAAUCAUGCUGGUGCCGCCGGAUAUGUUGGCCGCCCAGACGCGCAUGAUCUACCAGAUGAAUCGCUACUGUGCCGAGCGUGUCCAGAGCCGCAUGUUCAAGACCUCGACAGCCAUACGGGAGAUCUGCAAGAUUAUCCAGGACAUACUCAAGGAGGUGGAGCUGCAGGAGCCGCGUUUCAUCUCAAGUCUCGUCGAGUGUAAUGGCAGGUUCGAGGGCGUUGAGGUCAUCUCACCGAAUGAGUUCGAGAUUGUGCUAUAUCUCAACCAGAUGGGCGUCUUCAAUUUCGUGGACGACGGCACCCUGCCCGGCUGUGCGGUGCUGAAGCUAAGCGACGGCCGCAAGCGCUCCAUGUCGCUGUGGGUGGAGUUCAUCACCGCGUCCGGGUAUCUGUCGUCGCGGAAGAUACGCUCCCGGUUCCAGACGCUGGUGGCGCAGGCCUGCGACAAGAGCAUGUACCGUGACAUGGUGAAGGUCAUUGGCGACACCAGCGAGGUGAAGCUGCGGAUCAGGGAGCGCUAUGUGGUGCAGAUUACGCCGGCGUUCAAGUGCUCCGGCAUCUGGCCACGGUCGGCGGCCCACUGGCCCAUGCCGCACAUUCCCUGGCCGCAUCCGAAUAUCGUCGCCGAGGUGAAGACGGAGGGGUUCGAUCUGCUAUCCAAGGACAGCGCCGCCAUGCAGAACAAGAACAACAAUGCGGCCAGCAUGGAGGGGGAUGCCUGGGUGCUCAGCUUCUACGAGGCCGAGAAUCGUCUGCUGCAGGGUGGCUGCCGCCGUCGCUGCCUGAGCAUGCUGAAGACGCUGCGUGACCGGCAUUUGGAGCUACCCGGCAAUCCGAUCAGCGCCUAUCACUUGAAGAAUCUGCUGCUGUACGAGUGCGAGAAGCAUCCGCGGGACUACGAGUGGGACGAGAGCUGCAUUGCCGAUCGCAUCAAUGGCAUCUUCCUGCAGCUGAUCUCCUGCCUGCAGUACCGCCGAUGUCCCCACUACUUUCUGCCCAGCCUGGACAUGUUUAAGGGCAAGUCGCCCAGCGCCCUGGAGCAGGCGGCCAAGCAGGUCUGGCGCUUGACCAGAGAGAUGCUGACCAAUGCCAAUGCCUUUGAGAAGUUGUAAAAAGGGGUAACAGAGCCUCUGAGUCUCUGAAUCUCUGAGUCUCGGGUGUGAGUGUGUGCGAGUGCGAGUGUUUUCGUCGGGUGGGUACUCGACUCGAUAAAGGUGCUAAAUUUUCAUUGUCGCUGCGAUUGCAGUGCCGAGAUGAUCUGAGAUAAGGCCAAGUGAGAGCUGCUGCUGCUGCUGCCUCCCUCCAUCCCUCACCAUCCGUUCAUCCUCAUUCCACAUCCCAUUCGCGGCUGCCAUUUUGUAUCUGUGCCAUGAGUGUAUCUGCAUCUGCAUCUGUGUGUGUGUGUGUGUUUGCGUCAAAGGCGAAGUGUUAAUGCAAAGAUGCGAGAUAAGUCCACUCCCCAUUCGACUCCUUGGCAUUGGCAUUGCCCAUCGAGGCAUGCCCUGCCCCUGCCCAUGCCCGGCUUAGCCUGCGAAUAUUGUUUUUAAUAACUCAAACAUCCUUUGUUACCGUCUGUCUGGCUUUUCCCGUCCUAGUCCGUGUCCAUGUCCAUGUCCAUGUCCAUGUCUGUCCACCCGUUAAGCGAACAAUGAGGGCUGGCAAAAGGAACAUUUGGCCAGGCGGCUCCUUUUACAGCAUUCAACAUUCAGCAUCGUGCCCGAGCGGAGCAGAGCAGAGCAG